AUGUCAGGCCCCCUGAUACUCUUUUCCCUCCCAGUUCUCUACUUCCUCCUCUUUGUUUUUGUGACCUCAACAGUCUUCCACCUUCAACUUCAAUUCUCAAAGAUAUCCACAUCACCCCUUGAAAUCCUACCUCUUUCAACCUACCGCCCUGAGGGUAUCUGGACUGUGAACUCUCAAGGCCGUCUAGGAAACCAGAUGGGUGAGUAUGCUAUUCUCUAUGCCCUGGCAAAACUCAAUGGGCAUCAGGCCUACAUCUCCCCUGAGAUGCACCAUCACCUUGCUCCCAUCUUCCGCAUCACUCUUCCCGUUCUGCCAACCAGUGUAACCCAGCACAUACCUUGGCGCGACUACCCCCUCAAUAACUGGAUGACUGAGGAAUAUCGCCAUAUUAAUGGUGCCUAUGUUCGUCUCACUGGCUCCCCCUGUUCCUGGACUUUCUAUCACCACCUCCGAGAAGAGAUUCGUCGUGAAUUCUCCCUGCACGACCAUAUCUGAAAUGAAGCUCAGGCUUACCUGUGGGGGAUACAGAAAAACCCAGCCACCUUUGUGGGGGUCCAUGUCCGCCGAGGCGACUAUGUUAAAAUAAUGCCCCAAAACUUGAAGGGUGUGGUAGCAGACAAGGGCUACUUGGAUCAAGCGAUGAAUUGGUUCAGAGCCCAGUACAGUGAUGCUGUCUUUGUAGUCACCAGCAAUGGGAUGGAAUGGUGCCAGGAUAACAUUGAUAACUCAAAGGGAGAUGUGAUAUUCGCAGGGGAUGGCAAAGAGGACUCUCCAGAGAAGGAUUUUGCUGUGCUGACCCAGUGUAACCACACCAUCAUGACCAUUGGCACUUUUGGCAUCUGGGCUGCCGACCUGGCAGGCGGCAAGACGAUCUAUUUGGCCAACUACACGCUUCCAGAUUCACCCUUCCUCAAAAUCUUCAAGCCUGAGGCUGCCUUCCUGCCUGAAUGGUUAGGAAUCCCAGCUGACCUGUCACCUCUGCUCAAGAACUAA
Molecule: messenger RNA, 993 nt
Organism: Sarcophilus harrisii (Tasmanian devil)
Lineage: Eukaryota; Metazoa; Chordata; Mammalia; Dasyuromorphia; Dasyuridae
Product: galactoside 2-alpha-L-fucosyltransferase 2-like
Exons: 1
Biological process (GO): carbohydrate metabolic process
Cellular component (GO): membrane
Molecular function (GO): galactoside 2-alpha-L-fucosyltransferase activity
Source: RefSeq, a predicted model, not a curated record